Caenorhabditis auriculariae is the source of this 2189-nucleotide messenger RNA. The record is from the annotation of a GenBank genome assembly. Lineage: Eukaryota; Metazoa; Nematoda; Chromadorea; Rhabditida; Rhabditidae.
AUGGCCGCAGGUAACUUUUUUUUUGUUGUUUUGCUGUUGUCUCAUUUUUCUUACUCAAAUAUUAUUUGAUAAAAAAAGUAGAUAAAUCAAAUUCCAAGCUAUUAAUAAUUUUUUUCACAGGAGAAUGUCGGAAAAAGCUGAGCACCACGUACAUUAUGGUCGCCGUCAUAGCCCAAGUCAGUAUUUUUAAUUCUUCAAUGCUAUUGAAUGGGUUUUUAUGUCUAUCAUAGUAAUAUCUUAUAUAAGCACUUCUCGAAAUCCUAGAUUGUCCUCGGCAUAUUGGCCAGUAGCCUGUCAUUGGUCGCUGAUGGUACGAGAGCUUUCUCCGACCAUCUGGAACUUUUUCGGUACGACAGGAGUGCCGUUCCUAGCAAAAGAUUCAUUGGUGAGCUUUUCUUUGUUUCAUCACAACAUGACAAGCAUACUGAAGUUAACUUGGAGAGCAGGUUUUUGACUAUUAUUUGGAGAAGAAUACGAUAAUUAAAGCUUUAGCUUCCGUGAAUAAUGGUUCUGGAAAAUUGUACACGAAAAAAAAACUUUGUAAGUUUUAGAGAGUGCUUAAAUACAUAUUCGGUUUUAAAUUUGGUUUGGGACUGCCAAGUUCGAUGUUAGUUUGGGACUGCCAAUUUCGAUGUUAGUUUGGGACUGCCAAAUUUUGUUUUGGUUUGCGGCUGCCAAUUUUAAAUUUGGUUUGGGACUGCAAAUUUUAAAAUUGGUUUGGGACUGCCAGCUUUAAAUGUGGUUUGGGACUGCCAAAAUCGAUGUUAGUUUGGGACUGCCAAUUUUGAUUUUGGUUUGGGACUGCCAAUUUUUGUUUUGGUUUGGGACUGCCAAAUUCGAUAUUAGUUUGGGACUGCCACUUUUAAUUUUGGUUUGGGACUGCAAAUUUUAAAAUUGGUUUGGGACUGCCAGCUUUAAAUGUGGUUUGGGACUGCCAAAAUCGAUGUUAGUUUGGGACUGCCAAUUUUGAUUUUGGUUUGGGACUGCCAAUUUUUGUUUUGGUUUGGGACUGCCAAAUUCGAUAUUAGUUUGGGACUGCCACUUUUAAUUUUGGUUUGGGACUGCCAAAUUCGACGUCAGUUUGGGACCGCCAUUUAUAAUUUUGUUUUAGAACUGCCGAUUCGAUGUCACCUCAAUCUUUUUUUUGUCACUAUCUUGUUUCAGAAAUCAUCACCGUCGCAGUUUCCAGCAUAAUAAUCUUCGUCAUCUCCAUCAUCUUUCUACUAACUGCAUCCUCGAGAGCCUCUUCUCUGGAUUUCGACGUUAGUAAACUUUAUUUUAUUAGUUUAGAUCCUUGAUUACAGAUAAAUCUACUUUUCCUCUCGAUUGGUACGGCUAUUUCGCUCGCCACCAACACAGUUCAAAUGAUCGGUCACUUUCACGGCAAGUAUUUGACUAAAAGUCGGCAAACCCGAAAACAAUGGAAAAAGCAAGAAUCAGAUUCAAACUUUCGCGCGCAAGGUUACGCGCGAAGAGCGCGGGGUAGUACCGUCUAGUGCCUAUCCGCUCUUGUGAGCGGAUAUUUUUUUUAUAUUUGAGCUCUUUUUCUUUAAGGAUUUAUUCGAAUUUAUAAGCAAAGUUUUUUUAAAAUUAAGCCUAAGAUUACACGGCUGUCUGCCCCACGGAAAUCAUCGAUAUUUUUUUAAACGAUAUGUAUACUUUGGUGAAUUCCUGGGUUUUCUUUGAUUAUUUUUCGAAUAAAAUCAAUGAUUCUCAUUACUGUUUCAUCUAUUUCAGCUUGGAGGUCCGAUCCAGUGUACAGCCUCUCAAUCUAUGUAAAAACUCAUCGAAGCCGCGUGCUCCAUGGCGUUUUGUACCAUAUUUUGGCCUACUCGAUCCUCGUUUCCAGUAUCCUCAUUAUUAUCAGCGUGAGUUUUCUAUCCCAACUUCUUCCAAGUGGCACUCUUUAAUAACGGCUCUUCGGGUAAAUAGAGUAGAAAAACCAUUGAAAUCGGUAAACAUGGCGUGAUGAGCCACUCGAGUCUCCUUCCUUUCUUCGAAUCAAUCUUUUCAUUUUUCAUUUAAUUUCUAAAUCCCCUUUCUUUCAGAAAAACUUUUUAAUUGCUGAUUGCGUCACGACGUAUCUGAUAAGUUCACUAAUCAUCACAAACGUGGCCGCGACGAGUAUCAAGUGCUACCAAGAGUACUUUUCUUUGGAGAUUGCUAGAGAUGAAUAUGAGAGUUUAUAA